Chaetura pelagica (chimney swift) is the source of this 1230-nucleotide messenger RNA. It is a transcript of the gene SMPDL3B, whose product is annotated as sphingomyelin phosphodiesterase, acid-like 3B. The record is from RefSeq and is a predicted model, not a curated record. Gene Ontology annotation, biological process: sphingomyelin catabolic process. Gene Ontology annotation, molecular function: sphingomyelin phosphodiesterase activity. The coding region runs from base 1 to 1230 and encodes 409 amino acids. The transcript has 8 exons. Lineage: Eukaryota; Metazoa; Chordata; Aves; Apodiformes; Apodidae.
AUGCAAUAUAACCCUGACACGGGCAAGAGGCUCCUGAAAGCCCCGGCAGUGAGAAGCAGUAAGAUGAUUGUUUUUCUUGACAUAAUUUUGAUCUUAAACAUUAGUAAAAACGUGGAAGUAGAUGAUACUCCUCACGUCCCUGAUGAGAAGCUUGGAGAGGAAAAAGUUCUGCACAUAAUAGAAAAUCUGACCUCUCUGAUAAAAGAGACAUUUCCAGAUACUAAAGUCUACGCUGCAAUGGGCAACCAUGACUUCCACCCCAAGAAUCAGUUUCCAGGGAGGAAGCACAGGAUCUACAACAGAACAGCUGAGCUGUGGCGUCCCUGGCUGAAUGAUGCUUCCAUUCCUCUUUUCAGAGCAGGAGCUUUCUAUAGUGAGAAGCUGCCCGGCACAAAUGCAAGGGGGAGAAUGGUUGUCCUCAAUACCAAUUUGUACUAUGACCAGAAUGACGAGACAGCUGGUGAGGAAGAUCCUGGAGGGCAGUUCCAGUGGCUGGAAGAAACACUGACCAAUGCCUCUAGAGCAGAUGAAAUGGUCUACCUCGUGGGGCACGUCCCUCCUGGCUUUUUUGAGAAGAAACGGGGCAAGUCCUGGUUCCGGAGCCGCGCGAAUGAGCGAUACUUGGAGAUCGUGCAGAAGCACCACACAGUGAUUGCUGCCCAGUUCUUUGGGCACCAUCACACAGACAGCUUCCGAAUGUUUUACAGUGAUACAGGUUCUCCAAUCAAUGUAAUGUUCUUGGCCCCUGGAGUGACUCCCUGGAAAACAACAUUACCUGGAGUGAACAAUGGAGCCAACAACCCUGGGAUUCGGGUGGUUGACUAUGAUCCAGACACCCUUCAGGUGUUGGAUAUGGUGACUUACUACUUGAACCUCACUCGUGCCAACAUGAUGGCCCCAGCUUGGGAGGAGUUCCCAGCUUGGGAGGAGGAGUACAGGCUGACAGAAGCUUUCCAGGUCCCGGACGGCUCGGCGCGGUCCAUGCAGGCGGUGCUGGAGGGGCUGUGGGGGGAUCGGCUCCUGCAGCGCUACCACCAGUUCAACUCGGUCAGCUACGACCUCAGCCCCUGCGAGGGGCCCUGCCGGCUGGAUCAUGUCUGUGCCAUCAGGGAAGUUGAUUUUACAAAAUACAAAGAGUGCACCAGCAGCGCUGCCUCUGCCAUCGCCAGUGUUGGGCUUUUAUUUUUCUGCUUCCUCUUGGGAUGUCUCAGUCCCCAGCAAGGGCUGUGA